Molecule: messenger RNA, 1181 nt
Organism: Cajanus cajan (pigeon pea)
Lineage: Eukaryota; Viridiplantae; Streptophyta; Magnoliopsida; Fabales; Fabaceae
Cellular component (GO): mitochondrial matrix
Source: RefSeq, a predicted model, not a curated record
UGUUUGUCAUAUAUGUCUCGUGAGAUUUUCUCUUCUCAUAAACCCUUUAUCUCUAAACCCUGCGCUCUAAUCCCACUGCGUGUUUUUCAAUGGCACGCCUCAUUCGAUCCCUCGCGAAACCCCUAACCCUAACCCUAACUCACCAACACCAACAACUAUGUAUUUCUCGUUACCUAUCCCCAAGAACUUACAUAUCAGACAUGCGCAAAUCAGCUUUCGAAGGAUACAUUUUGAGACUCCUCCGAUCUGAGAUUCAGUACGAGCUCCAAUCCUCUCCUCCCAACAACCCUGUUACCAAAUUCAAUUCCUUCAUGGUGGAUGGCCGAGGUGGGGAGCGAUGGAUUACGUUGAGGAGACAAUAUGCUGAUGAAGAUAUCAAACUUGAAGCCACCAUGUUUGAUGGAGCAGUUCCUGCUCCAAGUAAAAAUGGCGGUGUGGCUAAUUCAGAUGAAAUGCAAAUGCACAUUACUGUAAUUGUCACCAUCUCCAAGGGAGAAGGUGCUGGUGGUGUGUUGGAAUUCAUGUGCUCUGCUUGGCCUGACAGUAUAGAGAUUAAAAGGCUGUUCAUUCGUACGAAUGAGAAGAUGAUCGCUGAGCCCUAUGCCGGUCCUGAAUUCACGGAAUUGGAUGAUGGGUUGCAAGACAGCCUUUAUGAUUUCUUGGAAGUAAGGGGUGUUGGUGAUGAACUUGCUGUUUUCUUGCAUCAGUAUAUGAAACAAAAGGAUAAAGCGGAGUUGGUGGGAUGGAUGGAAAGGGUUAAGGCUUUUAUUGAAAGGAAAUAAGGGCGUUGUAAUUUCAAUGUUCUGGAUUAGAUAAGCUAUUGAAUCACUUCUCUUAUGUGUUUUGUCACUGAAGUGUGAAUCUAAGCAAGUACACAUUUUUGUUUUUUGUUGACAAAGGUUUAGAUUUGUAGUUAGAUUUUGUGGAAACUGUGUAACAUUGGAAAUGGCUGUAUUGUAAUUGUUGUUUUUGCUCCGGAUUCCACCUCAGAAAAAAAAAAGUAGUGAAUUGCGGCAUUUUUAAUGGAAUAUUUUUCUCCUCUUCUGUAGAUUUUGCAUGUUUAUUCACUUCUAUGACAUUGAUUUCAACUUUCCAAUCUGUAAACAGUGACACAUAAUGUUUGAUUACUAGUUUCCUACAGCUGAAUAAUAGAUGCAAUUAUUUUUGAGCUUGUUUCAAAA